This is a messenger RNA of Pecten maximus, 2541 nucleotides long. Its product is annotated as acidic mammalian chitinase-like. The transcript is spliced from 6 exons. Lineage: Eukaryota; Metazoa; Mollusca; Bivalvia; Pectinida; Pectinidae. Gene Ontology annotation, molecular function: chitin binding; chitinase activity. Gene Ontology annotation, cellular component: extracellular region. The record is from RefSeq and is a predicted model, not a curated record. Gene Ontology annotation, biological process: chitin catabolic process; carbohydrate metabolic process. Bases 141 to 1025 code for a protein of 294 amino acids.
AGUCACCCCACGUUCUGUAGGAAUUUUUGCACAAAACUGCAAGGUAUACCUUCGUGACAGAAACUUUCGAUGGCCUUGAUAUCGACUGGGAAUUUCCUCAAAGUGCUUCAAGGAAUGAGUUUACAACGUUAUUAAAGGUUAUGAGGGAGACAUUUGAUGAGGAAACCCUCAAGGAAGGGCAGUCACGUUUGUUGCUUACUAUUGCUACAGCGCCUGGAAAGGACAACAUAGACACAUCCUACAACAUGACAGAAAUAUCCAAGUACGUCGAUUUUUUCAACGUUAUGGCCUAUGACUAUGCUGGUACGUGGAGCACAAUAGCAGCCUACGGAUCUCCGCUCUACUCACGGCUGUCAAAUCCUCAGUUUAGUCAAGCUAAUUCACAGAACUGGACUAUGAAUUACUACAUAGCACAAGGAGCACCUAAAGAAAAACUAGUGAUGGGUAUCCGUGGAGCAGGGGCAUCGUUUACACUCAAAGACCCCUCUGUUCACGAUGUAGGGGCACCUCUCAUCGUAGGAGGGGGCAAAAAAGGAUCAGUCAGAAAACUGCAAGGCCAUCUGGCUUAUUACGAGAUAUGCUCUGAUAUAAUAGCCAAAGACGCAACAACAGUAUGGGAUGACGAACAAAAGAGCAAUUACGCUUUUCUGGAUGACCAAUGGGUGGGAUACGAUGAUCCAAGAAGUGUAGUGGAAAAGGUGAAUUUCGCCGGUAAUCUCGGAUUGGGUGGAGUGAUGUUCUGGGCAUUCGAUUACGACGAUUUCACGGGAACGGUGUGUGACAACGGUUCCUACCCAUUGCUGACAGCGAUGAAGAAUGCCGCUUUGAAGUACACCCCUGAAGAGCCAUCAACAUCCACCGUCGAGGUCACUGUGGCUCCCACACCAUCAGUGAUUACACAACGACCAUCAAUAAAUGAUGGAACGUUUAAACUCUAUGAAGUCAACGAUCACGGAGUCGUACACAGUUUCUCUAGUCUGAUUACCUUAUUAUGUCUAUGUAUGAUUCUCUGUCUAAUCCAUUAAUGUGUUAAACUCUCUUUAUUGCCAGCAUACAAAUGUUUAAAGUCAAACGCCCACCUCAACCCUCUCCUACAUGUGUAUUAAUUUAUAUGAAUGACAUCCAAAUUCUAACAUGCUUGGAAUUUUAACAAUGUCUUCCUUCGUUCUGUAUUUCGAGGUGCAAUAAAUGAUCUGCCUUCAGUAUAGCGCAAAUAUUAGUGAAGAAAUAGAUAUCACUAAAUACAUGUACUUAGCAUUCUCUUUGCAUGGGAGUCAGGCCAGACUACCAUAUCGGCGAGGGGGUAUUCAGUGUUAUACCCAUCAACAAAGUCGGUAAUAUUUCUGUUAAUGUUCAUUCUCUAUUUCAAUAUAACUUGACAAUCAGUAUUAUAACAUCUUGUAUUUAACCCUUCACUUGUCUAGUUUUAUGACGUACUUUACAAUGAAAUGGUUAACAGUAGUAUGUUGCCUUGUCUUUAGUCUCGUAUGAUUGAGUUCUAGUUUGCCAGCAUGUGUGGCGCUAUGGUAUGUUUUAUUUCUAAUUUACUUGUCAUAAUUUAUCAACUUAAUUAUAAAUCGGAAAACUGUGUCUAUAAUAUCGUAAAUGAAGACGAAUUCCCAUUAUAUUUAUAACUUUUUUCGGUCAACUACUCAGUCAAAAACAGCUUCCAAUCUUCUCGUUACGUUUUAUGACAAGCAAAUUAAAAACAUCUUUGAUUCAAGUGUCUCUUUCCCAGGAUAAUAACUUAUAUGUAGUAUAUAUUCUCACCGUGUACUACAAAUCAGAUUCUACAUCAAGGCAACAUAACUAAAUAUCAAUUAUUAUAGGUUUUAUAAUUUCAAUAUUUUUUCAGCUUUAGUUAAUUGACAAAAACUCUAAUGAGAUGAGAAAUCUGAUACGAUGGUAGUUUUUCCCGUUGUGUUUUUUUACAUCUAAUAAUAAACGUGCUAAGUCCCGAGAUGAUAUUUCACGUUAUAAUAAUUAAGUCAUUGUGAUGAUUAAAGCGCAUUAUAAUAUACAGCUACCUCACCUUUUUAAUUGAUUCGGAAUGUAUAUAUGUGAUAUAGGUAAACGUUCAGGUGGACCCCAAUGGUGCAGACCUACACACAGAACGUGCCGACGUGUUUCGGCGGGGUCACUCACCCGCUUAGAAUUGUCAUUAUUAAGUUCAUACUGUGGAAUUAACAGUCUUAGCUCAAUAUCAACCAUGUUUUGAUACAUCCAUUAAGCAUUAAUUUACUAGUGGUUUACUGACCAUAAUUCAAGGAAGACUAUUAUAACUAAUUUUUAUAAGGCUUUGUGUUCAUUAUGCCUAUAUAAUUUGUUUACAUUUUGUAACACAUACUGCUCUGGUUAGGUGCCAUCUUUUCUAUAUGUCAACUUGGAAACUGUUUAUCACAAAUAUAUGGUCACACAAGCUUGAUUGAGGCUGCCCAUGACGUUUGAACAUUUGUAGUAAAUAGUCCCAAAUGUACAAAAAGGAAAAAAUAAACUUAAUUGAAUAUUUUAAAAUUUACAUAAAAUAAAAAUGCUAAUAUA